GGACUUGAUUUGCUGGCGGGAUGACAAGAGUUACAAACUUCGGACGAAAGCGGACGUAUGUCGAGGCUGGCUUCAAUGGAGGUGGGCCAGAAGCAGCUGCGUCCGACACAGACAAAACCAGUGCAGAUAUUGUUGCCGUUCACGAAAGCACGAACAUUGACGGAUCCCCGGCGGCUGAAGGGCCCGCAUCUCCUCCCAACAAGAAACGCAAGAGAUCAAAGCAGUCGAAAAAGAAUGGAGAUAACCUAAAGUCCAAGAGCGACGAUUCUAAGAAGUCACUGGCACAGGCUGACGAUCGUGAGGACAGUGGGCAACCAGAUGCACGCGAAGAAAUUUUAGCUACAACUUCGGCUGAAGGCAAUAAAUUGCAAAAAAGGGCUGAGCAAAAACACUCUAAAAAGAAGCGGGACGCCGCUCGUGGAUCAGAGAGCAGACGUCAAAAACGAAUAUCAGAACGUCAAGCUGAUACAAUAUGUUUUGCAUGUCGCAAGAAAGGGCAUGCAGCCAGGGAUUGCCCUACAGCAACUGAAGGCAGAAAAAACAACAAGAUAGUCGGAAUAUGUUACCGGUGUGGAUCGUCGAGGCACAAUCUUGCUCGGUGUAAAAAGCCAGAGGACCCGCUAAAUCCUCUCCCUUUUGCUUCUUGCUUCGUAUGCUCAGGAAAAGGACAUCUGGCUUCCUCAUGCCCAAAGAACAAAGAGAGAGGGAUCUAUCCAGAUGGUGGAUGUUGCAAGCUCUGCGGCGAUACCACACACUUAGCAAAGAACUGUGGUCUUAGAAAAGAGGGAACCUCAAACAACAAUGCAGCAUUCCUCGGAAUUGGGCAUGAUGCAGGGGCUGAUGAGGAUGAUUUCCAUAUGUUCAAGAGGCGAGCUGGUGAAACUGAUGCGGAGGAGAUGAGUAAGGAAGGAGUCAAGCGUCGCGCUAAUAUCAGAAUGGGGCAACGUUCCGGAGUGGUGAAAGCAUUUGGUGAAAAACCGUUGACAACCUCGAAGAAAGUAGUAUUCUUCUGAUUAUCUUCAGUCGAAAUAUUGACAGAUCAAAUGCGAGUUAUGGCCUCUUCAGCUACUCGCCAGUUACUCGCACCAAAAAAGCUCUUUCCUCUACUGGCGGAGCUAGACUCACCUCUUACUACUGUUUUUCUGGAAAUAGCCUUCGUUGCUGUUCCGUAGAUGCUGUUAUGUGUAUACCUGCACCAUGUUGUCCAUCACAGCCUCUAAAGUAGAGGCACAGCGGAAACGAUUACGAGGAACUGGAUACUGCGAUCUGACAUUGAACAGACGACUUGAAAAAAA
This is a messenger RNA of Serpula lacrymans var. lacrymans S7.9, 1295 nucleotides long. RefSeq lists its product as uncharacterized. NCBI's taxonomy places the organism in Eukaryota, Fungi, Basidiomycota, Agaricomycetes, Boletales, Serpulaceae. The transcript has 5 exons. Bases 21 to 1013 code for a protein of 330 amino acids. The record is from RefSeq and is a predicted model, not a curated record. Gene Ontology annotation, molecular function: nucleic acid binding; zinc ion binding.